AUGGCGCCCACUCGAGCUUCGACGAGGACGUCGACGCGUGCUAAAACCACGACUGUGAAAGCAGCUCCAAAGGCAGCACCCAAAGCCGCCAUGGCUAAAAAGGCCGGUGUGAAGAAAGCUGCGCCUGCAACUGCUGCGAAGAAGAAGGCUGCAGCUUCCACUGCUGAAACGAAGAAGACGAAGCUGAAGACUGCUGCUGCAAAGGCCGCGGUCGACGCCGACGCGAAUACCACCACCAAGCGCAAGACGACAGCAGCAGCAAAAGCAAAAGCAACAACAGGCGCGACCAAGGCCAAAAAGGAGGCCACACCAGCACCGCCAGUGAAGAAACGCAAGGCCGUGGCCGAAGAAGAGACCGCGCCAGAAUCCAAGCCCAAGAAGGCUCGCGUCGCAAAGGCCCCUGUUACCCGCAAGCCCAAGCCCAAAGUUGUGAUAAACAAGGCUCCAUCUCAGAAACUAAACGUCUUCGUCUGCGGUGAAGGGAGCCAGGGUGAACUCGGCCUAGGCUCCGCGAAGGGUACUGUUGACGUGAAGCGCCCGCGUUUGAAUGCGCUUUUGGCUGCCGGGGAUGUUGGUAUUGUUCAGGUCGCGGCCGGCGGUAUGCACUGCGUCGCGCUGUCCCACGACAACAAGGUCCUGACUUGGGGCGUGAAUGACCAAGGCGCGUUGGGCCGUGACACCGCCUGGGAAGGUGGCCUGAAAGAUAUUGAUGAUGAUGCAAAGAGCGACUGUAGCUCCGAUAGUGGCAGUGACAGCGGCCUUAACCCACGCGAAUCCACACCCACAGCUAUUCCAUCCGACGCGUUCCCUGAAGGAACUGUUAUUGUUGAGGUUGCAGCCGGCGACAGUUCCUCGUUUGCGCUCACCGAUGAUGGCUUGGUCUACGGAUGGGGUACAUUCAGAGAAUUCUCCUUUGCUAACGAUAUCCACCAGGGAAACGAGGGCAUUCUCGGUUUUGACGCCGACACGAAAAUUCAGACCACCCCAAAGCUCAUCCCUGGCCUCAAGAAGAUCACGCACCUCGCUUGCGGUGAUAACCACACUCUGGCUCUUGACAGCCGUGGCGCCGUCUUUGCAUGGGGAUCUGGCCAGCAGAACCAGCUUGGCCGUCGUAUUGUCGAGCGCAAUAAACUGAACGGUCUCCAGCCUCGCGAAUUUGGUCUUCCAAAGAACAUCGUCCACAUUGGUUGUGGUUCAUUUCACUCCUUCGCUGUUCACAAGUCCGGCAAAGUUUAUGGCUGGGGCCUCAACAGCUACUGUGAAACUGGUAUCCAGCAAGGUGCCGGUGAUGAUGAAGCCGUCAUCCUUCACCCCACCGUUGUUGACUCUCUCAAGGAAAAGAACGUGGUUCAAAUUUGCGGCGGAUCCCACCACUCCCUUGCCCGCACUGCUGAAGGCGAUUGUUUGGUUUGGGGCCGUCUCGAUGGUUUCCAAUCUGGCUUGAAGGUCGAAAAUUUACCCGACUCAGCCGUCAUUAAAGACGACAGAAACCGUGCUCGCGUCCUGUUCGAGCCCACCGCUGUUCCUGGAUUCAAGGCGGACUACGUUGCGGCGGGAGCUGAUCAUUCCAUCGCCAUUGAUAAUGAGGGUCGCGCGUGGACCUGGGGUUUCUCUGCCAACUACCAGACUGGUCAAGGGACUGACGAUGAUAUCGAAGUCGCCACCGUUGUCGAUAACACUGCUGUCCGUGGGAAGAAAUUGAACACCGCUGGUGCCGGCGGACAGUACUCCGUCUUCACUGCCGUCUCCGAAUAA
Molecule: messenger RNA, 1755 nt
Organism: Arthroderma uncinatum
Lineage: Eukaryota; Fungi; Ascomycota; Eurotiomycetes; Onygenales; Arthrodermataceae
Product: RNA transport protein 2
Exons: 2
Coding region: 1-1755 (584 amino acids)
Cellular component (GO): cytoplasm
Molecular function (GO): guanyl-nucleotide exchange factor activity
Source: RefSeq, a predicted model, not a curated record